GCACGUCGCAUUCGACCAGUCGGCUUACAACUGCUGGUUCAGUCGGUAGUCGCGUGAUUCGCGGUACUCCAACCUCUACGUGACUUCCGUCGACACGCCUUUGCAACUGUUCGCUGUGCUUUCCGUUUCGAUCGGCUUGUCCGGCUAUUUAUCGCUGACCCGGUGACCCGGGAGCCGCAUUGAAAUUGCGGGAAAAAUCGGAAGGCUCGAGUCCCGGGGACCAGACGCGCGGUGAACGCGAGGAGUAAGGAAAAUCGAUCGUGGAAGACAGCCGGGAUUAGGAUCGAGGAGUAAAAGAGCGACAGCGGCGGGUGAUUGACGGGACGAUGACGCGAUGAGCAGACACAGAGGGACGAGAGGGCAACCGAGAUGGAAACGCGAAAUUUAUGAGACUUUCAGAGAGUAAACUGCGAGCACGCGACGAUUCGCGACAAAUUCCUUCAUCGAACACCUGUGCCCCACAUUCGGAUUCCACGUUGAACGCGCCGCGGCUAUGGUGAACCAUCAAUCACCGGCUUUAUCGUCCUUUCCAUCGUCCUUUCCAUCCUCGAUCCUCCGCCGGAAACGGAGUCCCCCUUUUUGCAUUCGACGCGUUCCGCGCGAUACAAUCGCGUCUCGAUGGACCAAAUUUCCACGAAGCGCGAGCGUCCCGACCGGUUCCCAGUGCAUGCUAAACUUCCCCAUUUACAUGGUCUCGUAAAUUUCGAAUUUUCCCCGCGUACAGGCCAAUGGUGUCUAGCGGUGUCUCGAAACAAAAGUCAUCCAACGAUUUCGCGCGCGAUACACCGGAAAUCGAAGUGGAAGCUCGAUCCGAGGACCUCUGACAGCCUCGUGUGCUAAUCGCGAUUUUAUUUCAUUAAAUAAACUUAUCCGAUUUUAUCGUUCUCUCUACUUUCUUCGUAAUACGGUCUAUGUAUACAUAUACACGAACGAGUCGUCGACACGCGCGGGUGCGGAACACGAAACGGAAGGAACUAGAGAGAACGGUGCGAUUGGAGAAUGCGGAAUUCUUUAUCGUUUCCAGGUACUAGCUCAGUUAGUUUGCCAAGGACCAGGUAGUCGACAUAAUUUUCGAUCCACCGCCAUUGUAAUUCUCGAGUCACGUGUUCUCCAUUGAGACAAAUUUGUGCUCCUUCUCAUUCUUCUACUAACUAAAUUGGAACUGAUAUGUUUGCAAGUUAUACUACGUUUCCGAGUGUUUACGCGUGUGUACGCGUGUUUUCAAGGCUACGUGAAUUGCGAAAUGGAUGUUUGUAGGACACCGGGACGAAAGUUGAAAACGCGUGGAAGUUCUCGUGGGGACAUCGAAGAUAUCCCGUUCGACGAUCGUCCUGUCGCGUUUGAAACCGCAGGAGAGAACAAAGUCACGAGGACAAGCUCCACGUGGAAAUGAAAUUAUGGACACUCGGAAGAACCACACUGAUCUCAGUCCUGAUCCUCACCUUCACCCUCUACAUUCUGUCAUUCUACUUCGACUGCAGGAUCGGCGACAUCCUGUAUUUCAGGCGCAAUUUUAUGACAGAUCAACGAGUGAUGAACGUGACGAGGAAGAUCCUGUUCUGGAACACGAUGUUCGGCGACGAGACCUUCUACAUGGGAAAAGGGGACAUAUUUCGCGACUGUCCCGUGAACAAUUGCUACGCCACGCACGACAGAAGUUACGUGGACCUGACAGAAUUCGACGUCGUCCUGUUUCAUGCCAACGAGCUCGAGUACUUCGACCUGCCAAAGUACAGGACCUCGAGACAGUGGUACGUCUUCGUGAACCUGGAGAGUCCUGCCAACAGGCCGCUCGUCAGCCCCAUCUACGAUGAUUUCUUCAACAUCACGAUGACGUACAGGUUAGAUAGCGAUGUCCUGUGGACCUACGCAACCGUGGCAGACGUACACACCGGAAAUAUCGUGGCGCCUUUGCAGAACACUACUUGGGACAUGGUUCAUCGUCCACCAGGUGACCGACCGAUGACCCACGAGGACUCGUCGCUAUUGAAGACGAUCAGUGGCAAAUCCAGGCCUAUAGUCUGGUUCGUGAGCAACUGUCAGGCAAAAAGCGGCCGGCAGGAGUACGUGAACGAGCUGUCCAAGCACAUACCCGUGGACAUUUAUGGGAAAUGCGGCAGCAAGCAGUGUCUAUCCACCAAGGAGUGCUACGCGCAGGUCGUAGAGCCCGACUAUUUCUUCCACCUGUCGUUCGAGAACUCGCUGUGCGUCGAUUACGUAACCGAGAAGCUGUACAAUGCUCUCAGAUACAACGUGGUUCCCAUCGUCUACGGGGGCGCCAAUUACAGCCUCUUCGCUCCGCCGCGAUCCUACAUAGACGCGCUCGACUUCGACACGCCGAGGGACCUGGCUGAAUAUUUGAAGAAGCUGAUGCAGAAUCCGCGAGCGUACGGCGAGUAUUUCGCCUGGAAGAGGUAUUACAAAAUCGACAACAGCGUCCGACACGUCUCGUGCAAUCUCUGCGAGUUCCUUCACAGGCAGAGGGAACCCAGGAUGCAGAAUUCGCUGUCCGAUUGGUACAGCAGGUCCAAGUGUCCUCUGCAGGAAUUCCUGCGUUACCACGAUUACCUGCAACGGUCUAUCUUGAAAGACUGAUUUAAUCCGCGCGUCUUGUCCCCCGUUUUGUAAAUUAUCACCGUGUUGGUUUAAGUUAUCACGGAGUCGAAUAAAUCCAGUUUACGAGCGUGCCGCUUUAUUCAAAUGCAUUCGUUUCGCGAGGACAGCGUGCAUUUCCCGGAGUUGCAGCCGGCGUUAUCCAUCUAUUUGUUAUUAGAUUUACGCGUUUGUCGUCGCAUCGCGUAACUGGAAAGUGGGAAAAUUGAUGGACGUUUUUGCCGCGCGCGCGCGCGCGCCAGCGAAAGUCGCCGAGGAAGUGGAACGUC
Messenger RNA from Eufriesea mexicana, 2882 nucleotides. It is a transcript of the gene FucTC, whose product is annotated as alpha-(1,3)-fucosyltransferase C. NCBI's taxonomy places the organism in Eukaryota, Metazoa, Arthropoda, Insecta, Hymenoptera, Apidae. The transcript is spliced from 6 exons. Gene Ontology annotation, molecular function: fucosyltransferase activity. The coding region runs from base 1390 to 2595 and encodes 401 amino acids. Gene Ontology annotation, cellular component: membrane. The record is from RefSeq and is a predicted model, not a curated record.